Messenger RNA from Plasmodium cynomolgi strain B, 934 nucleotides. RefSeq lists its product as hypothetical. The record is from RefSeq and is a predicted model, not a curated record. Lineage: Eukaryota; Apicomplexa; Aconoidasida; Haemosporida; Plasmodiidae. The transcript has 5 exons. The coding region runs from base 1 to 774 and encodes 257 amino acids.
AUGAAUAGGGAUGGAGUAACUAAUGGAGGAGGAGUUGACGAAAGAAUUAAUAAUAUGAAACAUUUGUUUUGUAACAACCCUCAAGAAAUUAAAAAAGUAAAUGAAAUUAUUGAGGAGACGGAUAAAGUUUUGUACGAUUUUGCCGUGAACGAUGAGGAGUACUACAAAUAUACUUCCCUGGACCAGGAGUCCCACUUGUAUUUUAAAAAAGUUAACAACGUAGACGUAGGAAAACUGACCCUUGUCUUCCACGACGCCACCAAGCUCGAAAGGUUAAUAGAAUUAAUAUGGGACGAAAAUGGAGCCAAAAAAUUUGACCCGUAUUUUAUAGAAGGCAAAAUCCUGCGCGUGUAUAAUAAAGACCUAAUCCUACUGCAACAGAGCUAUAGGGGCACACUAGGAAACGAGGGAAGAUACUUUUACAUUCUUGUGCACAAAAAAAAAAUAGACAAUGACACCUACCUAAUUUCGUGCGCCUCGGUAAACGUUGACGAUCAAAAGAAAAAUCAAAGCACGUUCACAAACCCGUUAGUCAGUAGUGCCAACACCCUUUCACUGGACAUCGAAUGUGACGAACAAAUUAAAAACGCCUCGUUACGAAAAAUGUUUGUUAAUGUGUCUGGAUAUUAUAUAAAGAGGGAAGAGGACCACCUGAAUUUUACCUACAUAUCUUCGAUCGAACUUGACACGUCCUCUUUGAUUCCGCAAUUUAUCAUACGCAAAGUUAAGGCAAGUAAAAUGACCCAACUGCAAACAUUAAAAAAUUACCUCUGAGAAUUAAGCUUGUAAAAAUAAAUUGCAUAUGUGUAGUAUAUGUUACAUCUGUAUGAUAGCUAAAUUAACAUCGUAAUUUUCCCUCCAUUUUUUUUUUUUUUUUUCUUAUUCAUUUUUAAUUCCCUUUUGUAAUUGCAACGUGAUAAAUUUUUUUUUUUUU